AUGGGAUAAUCAUCAAUUACAGUCAUUGAUCCAAAUUAAAAUUAAAAUUACUCAAGAUAAAACACUACUUAGGAGGUGGAAGAGUAAAUAAAGCGAGCUUUCAAACAAGCUUCUCCUUAAGGAAGAUUAACAAGAGAUAAAUUUAAUGAAGCACUCGGGAUAUUUGAAAGUAUAUAAUUGAAAAGGUUGAGAGAUACUCCUUUAGCCGAUAGACUAUAUUAAUUAUUAGAUAAAGUAUCAUUUAAAUUUAUAUUGUAGAGUGAAGAAGGAUACAUAACUGAAAGAGAAUAUUUGGAAGGCAUCACAACAUUGAUUAAUAAUAAAGAUAAAAGGAUUACAUGUAAUCUAUAUUAGUGUAAAGUUAGAUUCUUUUUAAAUGAUUGACAAAAACAAAGAUAACAAAAUAGAAUUCUAAGAGUUUUAUGAUUUUGUGAAGGAUAGCUGGUUGAGUGCUUUUAGAUUAUUAGGGGAAAAAGUUUGUUCAGGUCAGAAUCCAUAUUAAUUAACAUAAUCAAAAAUAAAUGCUUGGGCAUAAGGAUAAUUGAACAAACUUUACACUUAAGUUUAAGAGCUCUUUAUAAAGUUUGCUUAAUAGAAUGUAUUUUAUAAAUAAAAAAUAAGAACUCAAUGGACCCAACAGUGUUUAGAUAAUGGGUUAUAAGCAAUGAAUUUGGAUUUAUCAAAGCAGAAUUGGGAAAUGAAUCUGUUUAGAUUCCACUUCAUUUAUACAGAUUAGAAGAAAAAUGAAAUUAUAAAUAAUUAAUCUAUAAACA
Messenger RNA from Paramecium primaurelia, 773 nucleotides. The record is from the annotation of a GenBank genome assembly. NCBI's taxonomy places the organism in Eukaryota, Ciliophora, Oligohymenophorea, Peniculida, Parameciidae.